Molecule: messenger RNA, 1965 nt
Organism: Yamadazyma jaroonii
Lineage: Eukaryota; Fungi; Ascomycota; Pichiomycetes; Serinales; Debaryomycetaceae
Source: the annotation of a GenBank genome assembly
AUGGAGUUUGUCGAUAGAUUCAAAGCUGCCAUUGACUUGGAACAGAAGGUUGACUUAAACCAAACCAACGCGUACUUAGAAACUUACAGUGUGAAGAAGUUGGCUAAGUUAGGUUUGGCGGUAGUCAAUUUGAUCAUUGAUAAUAUCCGAACAGGAUUGGGUGGUAAAACUGUCAUUGAACUUGUGAUCGAUACCGCCAUAGGUAAAGAUAUUGAAAUCGGUAGCAUUAAGACCGGAGAUAUCGUCAAGAUCGAUAAGAUGGGUGAAGAUUCAGAAGAAUUGAACGGGGUGGUGACCAAGAUCUCUACAUCUUCAAUAUCGGUAUCAAUUGAUGAAGACAAAGAUGAAGAUAAUGUGUUGAACAUGUAUAACAAUACCGGUAGUGAUAAUAAGAUUUAUAUAGUCAAGCUUACUAAUUCCAUAACCUAUAAACGGAUGAUGAUAACUAUGAACAAGUUGAAUGAAUUGAAGGAUAAGCCCGAUAUCAUGAAAGUAUUAUUGGGAGAGAUGCCUUAUUUCCAGUAUAACUCUAAGAUUAAAGUUAAGGAGUUCUUCAAUGAUAAUUUGAAUGGUUCACAAAAGGAAGCCAUUGAAUUUUGUUUGAAUUCUCCCGUUUCCAUCAUUCAUGGACCUCCAGGAACUGGUAAGACUUUCACAGUAAUAGAAUUAAUCAAACAAUUGGUUAGUGUUAAUGAGAGAGUUUUAGUUUGUGGACCUUCAAACAUUUCUGUGGAUACAAUCUUGGAACGAUUAUCCCUGAAUUUUGGAGGGAAAAAAAAGAAUAAUGGUAAAUUGAUAAGAAUCGGACAUCCGGCAAGAUUAUUGGAUAAGAACUUACAACACAGUUUAGAUAUCCUCAGUAAGAACACUUCCUCGGACAUUUUAUCCGACAUUGAUAAUGAUAUCAGAACCACGUUAAAGAACAUUAAGAAAUGUAAGAGAAGAUCAGAAAGGAAAGGGUUGUACCAGGAAUUGAAACAAUUGAAGAAAGAGUUACGUGUUAGGGAGAAAAAGGUGAUUAAGGAUCUUCUUCUUGGAUCACAAGUGGUUUUGAGUACUCUUCAUGGAGCCGGAUCUCGAGAAUUAUUAUCAGUAUAUGAUCAAGGACCUAAGUUUUUCGAUACGAUCAUUAUUGAUGAAGUUUCACAAUCUCUAGAACCUCAAUGUUGGAUUCCUAUAAUUCAUCAUUUGGGGAUUAAAAGAAUCAUUAUAGCUGGUGAUAAUAUGCAACUUCCUCCUACCAUCAAAACCUUGGAUGAAGAUAUUAACAUCGAUUUCAAAACCACCGCCAAUUUAGAGAAAACGUUAUUUGACAGAUUAAUGGAAAUUGGUGGUGAACAAUAUAAGAAACUACUAGACACUCAAUAUAGAAUGAAUGAAGAAAUAAUGGAAUUCCCAUCAUCAGAAUUAUACGAAGGGAAACUUAAAGCCUUUGAAGCCACCAAAGAUAUCUCUUUACAUGAUCUAGUUGAUGAUGAGGUUGAUGAUGAUGACUUUAGUAAAUGUAUUUGGAUAGAUACUCAAGGAGGAGAGUAUCCUGAACAAGCCAAUGAAGAUGACAACUCCAAGUACAAUGAACAUGAGAUAGUUUUAGUUAAAAAGCAUUUGGAAAAGUUAAUCAACUUGGGUAUUAAACCUCAGGAUAUCGGUAUUAUAUCUCCGUAUAACGCUCAAGUAUCGUUAUUGAAGAAACAACUUGAAGGAAUAGAAAUCAGUACAGUUGAUGGAUUUCAAGGCCGAGAAAAGGAGGUCAUCAUCAUAACUUUGGUCAGAUCCAAUGAUAACGGAGAGAUUGGGUUCUUAAAAGAUAGGAGAAGAUUAAAUGUUGCUAUGACUAGACCUAAAAGACAAUUAUGUGUGAUAGGAGAUCUAGAAUUAAUGAAUCGAUCCACGGAAUUCUUGAAUCAUUGGAGUCAAUACGUGGAAGAUAAGUUUGAUCUAAGGUAUCCCGAUAUGGAAUAUUAA